Messenger RNA from Mus pahari (shrew mouse), 2426 nucleotides. RefSeq names its product dopamine receptor D1 (gene Drd1). Gene Ontology annotation, biological process: vasodilation; G protein-coupled dopamine receptor signaling pathway; adenylate cyclase-activating adrenergic receptor signaling pathway. Lineage: Eukaryota; Metazoa; Chordata; Mammalia; Rodentia; Muridae. The coding region runs from base 714 to 2054 and encodes 446 amino acids. Gene Ontology annotation, cellular component: plasma membrane. Gene Ontology annotation, molecular function: G protein-coupled receptor activity; dopamine neurotransmitter receptor activity, coupled via Gs. The transcript is spliced from 2 exons. The record is from RefSeq and is a predicted model, not a curated record.
GGCGCCACAGAGAUGCUCAGGGUCCUGCCCUAAGAACGAGGAGCCAAAGGGGUGCCCAGAGCUGGACUUCCUCAGACAGGACAGAAAGCUGCCCCAGUGACUAGUCCUGGAGGUUCCUCUCCCAGGGGCGGAGGCAGGAGGCAGCAAUCUGUAGGUGGGCAAGGUAGCAGGAGGGGCGCCGCUUCCCUGGGCACCUGGUCUGGGAUUCCUUUCCCAAAUCCAUCCAAGAGAUUUUUUCUGCAUGAGGAGGGGAAUACUUGCUCUGUUGGCCGGAGCUCCAGGGGUUUUGGAAGAAGUGACCAAGGGCAUUUGGAGAGAUGUGGCACCAGGGGCUUGAAGGAGAAAUGAAUGUUUCUCAGAAGAAGAGGCAGCAUUCCUGAAAAGUGACUGAAAUUGACCAGGAAGAGGCCUUAGACUCUUAGAGUAUGCUUAAAAGCCUAUGCAUUCCUUGGGGAAUCUAGGGACCAGCCGAUGCCAGGGAACAGUGACCUGGAGCACUGAACCCAGAAGACAGGCGGAAAGCAAGCAGGUCUUCUUACUGGUAUGGCUUGGGUUGCUACAGGGUUGCUCCUGAUGGAACACCUCUGUGCUUUAGUCCAGACAGCACCUGGGGCUGGACAAGGGGCUGGGUGGUGAGUGAUUGGGGGAAGUCUGGCUAAGCCUGGUCAAGAACGUGAGGGCUAAGCCACCAGAAGUGCUUUCCUUCUUGGAAGAUGGCUCCUAACACUUCUACCAUGGAUGAGACCGGCCUGCCGGUGGAGAGGGACUUCUCCUUUCGCAUCCUCACCGCCUGUUUUCUGUCCCUGCUCAUCCUGUCCACUCUCUUGGGGAAUACCUUAGUCUGUGCCGCCGUCAUCAGGUUUCGACACCUGCGGUCCAAGGUGACCAACUUCUUUGUCAUCUCUUUAGCUGUGUCAGAUCUCUUGGUGGCUGUCUUGGUCAUGCCCUGGAAAGCUGUGGCUGAGAUUGCUGGCUUUUGGCCCUUUGGGUCCUUUUGUAACAUUUGGGUAGCCUUUGACAUCAUGUGCUCCACAGCAUCCAUCCUUAACCUCUGUGUGAUCAGCGUGGACAGGUAUUGGGCUAUCUCCAGCCCUUUCCAGUAUGAGAGGAAGAUGACCCCGAAGGCAGCCUUCAUCCUGAUUAGCGUAGCAUGGGCUUUGUCUGUUCUCAUAUCCUUCAUCCCAGUGCAGCUAAGCUGGCACAAGGCAAAACCUACAUGGCCCUUGGAUGGCAAUUUUACUUUCCUGGAAGAUGCCGAGGAUGACAACUGUGACACAAGGUUGAGCAGGACAUACGCUAUUUCAUCCUCCCUCAUAAGCUUUUACAUCCCCGUGGCCAUCAUGAUCGUCACCUACACCAGUAUCUACAGGAUUGCCCAGAAGCAAAUCCGGCGCAUCGCGGCCUUGGAGAGGGCAGCGGUCCAUGCCAAGAACUGCCAGACCACCACUGGUAAUGGAAACCCUGUCGAAUGCUCUCAAUCAGAAAGUUCCUUUAAGAUGUCCUUUAAGAGGGAGACUAAAGUCCUGAAAACACUGUCUGUGAUCAUGGGGGUAUUCGUGUGCUGCUGGCUCCCUUUCUUCAUUUCAAACUGUAUGGUGCCCUUCUGUGGCUCCGAGGAGACCCAGCCAUUCUGCAUUGAUUCCAUCACCUUUGAUGUAUUUGUGUGGUUUGGCUGGGCGAAUUCCUCCCUGAACCCCAUUAUUUAUGCUUUUAAUGCCGAUUUUCAGAAGGCAUUCUCUACCCUCUUAGGAUGCUACAGACUCUGCCCUACAACGAAUAAUGCCAUAGAGACGGUAAGCAUCAACAACAAUGGGGCUGUGAUGUUUUCCAGCCACCAUGAGCCCCGAGGCUCCAUCUCCAAGGACUGUAAUCUGGUUUACCUGAUCCCUCAUGCUGUGGGCUCCUCUGAGGACCUGAAGAGGGAGGAUGCCGGUGGAAUAGCUAAGCCACUGGAGAAGCUGUCCCCGGCCUUAUCGGUCAUAUUGGACUAUGACACCGAUGUCUCUCUAGAAAAGAUCCAACCCAUUACACACAGUGGACAGCAUUCAACCUGAAUAUUGGGUUCUCAUCUCUGAAGCUACAAGUUCCCUAGGGCUUGCUGUUAAGAAAUUAACACAAGAUCCUCCUGCUGCUUUUCUAGCCACAAGGGAAAUGACUUCAGUUCUGAAAUGAUUUUUGAAGCAUUAUCUUAGGACACUAUACAUAUAUUUAAAAAGAAAUAGGGCCAAAAGUCAACUGUAAACAGCUUCACUUAAAAAAAAUCAAACUUUCCAGGAAGGAAGUGUGAGAGUUGUUUGCUGUAUCCAAACAGGUGCUAAAACUGUCCGAGCAGUUUUCAGAUUGUAAAGGUAGGUGCAUGCCUUCGUCAAUCAACUUCUCCAACAAUAAUUGAGCCUUACAGCAAGAGUGGGAUUUCUUUUUUUUUU